Messenger RNA from Exophiala xenobiotica, 2253 nucleotides. RefSeq lists its product as uncharacterized. NCBI's taxonomy places the organism in Eukaryota, Fungi, Ascomycota, Eurotiomycetes, Chaetothyriales, Herpotrichiellaceae. The coding region runs from base 1 to 2253 and encodes 750 amino acids. The record is from RefSeq and is a predicted model, not a curated record. The transcript is spliced from 3 exons.
AUGAUCGAUAUGGCCGACAAUGCUGAAGAAGAGUUCGGGAGAGUCCCUUCAGAAGAGCUUUCGGAGGAUACCGAAAUGCUUGAUAUUUCCGAACCCUGUGGUAGAGACCGGCUGCAGUAUGGGCCUCGUGUAAUCAUACCCGUCCAACCUGGCGAAGACGUCCACAUGGCACAAGAUCCGCACCCUGAACCUACUCAAAGCAUAGAGCAAGACCCCCGGGAGCAGCGCCUACCAAAAUUCGUCAUUGCUGUCGAUUUUGGGACUACAUUUUCCUCUGUGGCGUUCGUACGUCUUGAACCUGAAGCUGCAACUCAACUAGUUGGAAUCGAGUCCAUCAAGUGCAUCGACAACUUCCCCGGAAUGCUACCCGGCCCACCUAUCGACGCCCUCGCCUACCAUCAGACUGUCCCCACGGAGCUCAUGUGUUAUACGCAGAAAGACAAGGCGACGUCUGAAAAUCAACCCGAAUCAGACUUUUCGGAUCAUGAAUCUCGUUGCUCUUUGGACGAAGAAUGGGCCUCGUCUUCACCUGACGACUCUGAUCAAGAGAAGGAGGAGGCAGAGUUGACAACUGCUCAAGCCAGAGAGAUCCUAGUCAGGAUUUCGAAUUGGGGAUGGGGCGUCCACUCCCGAUUGAUGAAGCCGCAAACCAUAACUGCAGAUCUAGCGCACUUGAACAACUUCAAACUGCUACUGGAUGACAGCACUGCCACAAGGGAUCUUCGGAGAAGAAGCGCUCGGGUCAUGAACAUGCUGAAGCCUGCCAAGGUAGUAGAUGUCAUCGCCGAGUACCUUGGACAGUUGCUCAAGCAUACGAAAACAAGGCUGACGGUCACUCAUGACCUCCGCAGCGAUAGUCCCGUGGAAUUUGUGUUAUGCGUGCCUAAUUCCUGGACAGACACGGCGGGUCGCGUUAUGCAAGACGCCUUGACAAAGGCCGCCCAGAUGUCCUGGUUUAUACGUCCCGAGGAAGAUACGAUCAGAGACUUAUUCUUCGUGGCGGAGUCGGAGGCUGCGGCAGCUUACGCACUCGAAGAUCGUGACUUUUUGUCUAGAAUGACAACGGACGAGUCCUUAUUGCUUCUGGACUGUGGCGGCGGCACAGUCGAUGCUGUCACCUACACAUUGACCCAGACCAACCCGACUCGGCUGAGAGAAGUGGUCAAGCCCGAUGGAGCUUGCUGCGGUUCCAGCUUCCUGAAUGAAAAGUUCAAGACUCUACUGCAGCAACGGCUUGGACAUGCCAUAAUCAGGGGCAACGACACGCCACUGGAGGAUGUCAUCGCCAAAUUGGUCCAGGAAUUUGAAAGUGACAAGAGAAAGAUCAAUAUACUCGACAAGAAAGCCAACUUUGAGCCGCUCUAUGUUCAAGGCCUCGAAUUAAAUAAGGAGCGGCGGUUUCGGAGGAAUAAAAUGGAUCUCAAAUGGAACGAGAUGUAUGAAGUCUUCAAAGACUGCAUCCGGGGCGUCGCAGAUCUGAUGUUGAAACAACUCAAUGCAGCCAAAGAAAAAGGGGUCAACGUCCAAACGGUCAUUGUGAUUGGGGGCUUUGGAGAGUCGCCGUCGCUGACCAAUCAUCUCAAGAAGGUACUGAGGAGGGAGAGGAACCAUCUCGGUCAGCCGAUAGAUCUUGAGCUAUCCCGUCACGUCCAGUCGGCUGUCGCGCGCGGCGCCGUAUUGCGGGCCUUGAGAAAAGAGGACGGGCCUGAGAGGUUUACCAGGUCGAGUUACGGGAUCCUUCGAUCAGAGCGCUAUAACGAAGAGGACCUGAAGCACCGGAAGUUCAGAGUCACCCGUUCCCCGGCCGAUGGAGAAUUGUACAUCAUGGACACGAUUUUUUGGGUUAUCGAAAAGGACACUCUUGUGGCGACCAAGUCUGAAAAGUCAUACCCGUCGAGGCACAUCUUCAAAGUCUCGGAACCGAAGUUCUUAUGCGAAGAAGUUCUCUAUGUUUCUUCGAGCAAGCAUCCGUCUGGGUACAAAAUCGGACACAAGGCGAACAAAGGCGCACGAGAGGCAGGGAGAAUUCUGGCCGACCUCACUUUCCUGAAGACAGAGAAUCGCAUCCGGCCGAAAACCGAGACGAAUGAUCAGGGGAAAUCCUACGCAUACUACGAGAUUGUAUACGAUCUCUGGCUCAUCGUUGAGGGGCGGAAUCUGAAGUUCGAGGCCCGGUCACCGCUCGACGGGGCAAAAGUCACAGAUUCCAAGGAGUUCUGCAUUGCCGCCGGUUUCGUUCCGGGUACAGCAUAG